AUGAGCGCGAUUAAGUGCUAUUUAAAAUGUGUCGAUAAUACUCAUGAACCAUUCUUAUUAGAAGAUGAGAAAGAAAUGAUUUUUGGAAGAGGUCCAGAUACUAAAAUAAAAGAUUCUCGUUGCUCCAGAAAUCAAAUUAAAGUAAAGGCAUCAUACAGUAAAAGAACAGUUAAAGUCACACAACUUGGAAGAAAUACAUGUGGAUUAAAUGGAAUGGCUCUUAAAAAAAAUACAACAGUAACAGCCAAACAUGGAGAUAGAAUUGAAAUUCUUUUAGGUUUAUUUGUACAUACAAUUGAAUUUGAGUCAGACGAACAAAAUAAACAAGAGAGUCAUAAAAAUAUUGAUGUAGCUUCAAGUAGAAAAAAUAUUGCUAAAAAAAUUAAAUUAAAUUCUAGUGCGCCUUGGGAAUCAGUUGAUGAGGGUAAAUUAUUAAUUUACACUCCUGAAGGAGUGACUUCUUCUAGUUUGAUUGCAGCAUAUGAUUUAGAUAAUACAAUUAUAUGUACUUCAAGUGGUAAAACUUUUCCAAAAAAUAAAAAUGAUUGGAAAAUAAUGUUUGAAGAAGUUUUAAACAAAUUAAGAGAAUUGCAUGCGGAAUCUUAUAAAAUCCUCGUUUUUACAAAUCAAGCAGGAUUAUCUUCAGGAAAACAAAGUGUUAGUGAUUUCAAAAGUAAAAUUGAAUGCAUUGUAAAAAAAUUUAAUUUGCCCAUGCAAGUAUUUGUAGCGACAGGACAUUCGAUUUAUAGAAAACCUGCUAUAGGCAUGUGGGAAGCUGCAAUGGAAAGAAACGAUAACAUAAAAAUUGAUAUGGCCAAAAGUUUUUAUUGUGGGGAUGCUGCAGGAAGAGAAGAAAAUUAUUGGAAAAAAAAAGAUUUCUCUUGUUCCGAUAUAUUAUUCGCCACAAACUUAGAAUUAAAUUUUUUAACUCCAGAGCAUCACUUUUUAAAUAAGAAAAUGCAACCUUUCAAAAUUAAGGUUUUCGAUCCCAAAGCUAUACCAUGUGAUGUUCCUUUGUGCGAACCCUCUUGGGGUCAAGUAAUUUUAAAUAAACUUGAAGUUAUUAUAUUAGUCGGUUAUCCAGGAGCUGGAAAAUCACAUUUUGUUAAAACUCAUUUAACGCCCGCGGGUUACGUAUCGGUCAAUAGAGAUUUAUUGAAAAGAUGGAGCAAGUGUGCGAGUGAAAUGACAAAAGCUCUAGAUCAAAAGCAAAGGGUUGUUAUUGACAGUACUAAUCCAGAUAUAGAAUCUAGAAAGAGGUACAUUGAUAUUGCUAAAAAUUACACAAAUGUAGUAAGAUGUUUUAUAAUGAAUACCAGUUUGCAACAUGCAAAGCAUAACAACAAGUUUCGUCUGCUGACAGAUCCGGCACAAGCCGUAACUGACGUAGUCAUACAUACUUAUGCGUCUAAAUACCAAGAACCAACUUAUGCAGAAGGAUUUUCUGAAAUAUUAAAAAUAAAUUUCUGGCCAACUUUUAAAAAUCCAGACAAAGAAAAAUUGUAUAAAUUAUUUUUGCUCGAAAAAUAA
Pediculus humanus corporis (human body louse) is the source of this 1530-nucleotide messenger RNA. RefSeq names its product polynucleotide kinase- 3'-phosphatase, putative. The record is from RefSeq and is a predicted model, not a curated record. The transcript is spliced from 4 exons. Gene Ontology annotation, molecular function: ATP-dependent polydeoxyribonucleotide 5'-hydroxyl-kinase activity; double-stranded DNA binding; protein binding. Gene Ontology annotation, biological process: DNA repair. NCBI's taxonomy places the organism in Eukaryota, Metazoa, Arthropoda, Insecta, Psocodea, Pediculidae. Bases 1 to 1530 code for a protein of 509 amino acids.